AUGAACGAGAGGCCCGUAUACGAGAGGACUCUGACAGAGUCCCAGCUGCUGGCGCAGUUAUCGAGCGAGAUCGCGAAUCUCGUUCGGUCUGCUUCGGGGACUCAACAGCUACACGCGCUUGCGCUUGGCGCAUUACAACCACAUUGUACAGAAAGCGUGUUCAGGCUUUAUGAACCGAUCGUCGUCGACCUUGCAUCUCGGUGGCUUCGAUCGGAUCUCCAUGCCGAGUCUAUCCAGGUCCUUGCGGCAUUCGCUCGCAUCCUACCGUUUGCGACACACCUACGAUCCUUUGCUAGCCAACAUGCCUUGUCCCAGGCAGGAGCUUUGUCGGCUCUGGCUGGAACAAAGGAACUCACCCUGCGACAGUUGGAUACGCUUGACACCCGUAUCUUGCUAUUAGCACUAUUCCGACUUCUCUCCUUUGAUUUGGAGACCUUCUCCAAAGCCGUAUCGCCGAUCCAACUUCAAUCUCUAUUCCCCCACGAUGACCAAGUUGUCAGAUACCUCGCCGUCCGAUGCUUCGCCCUAUACAUGCACGCGGCUGAUGCAGCUACUGAGAAGAUGAUCCGCGUCAACACCGGUGAUGACCCAAUCGAAGGAGAUUGGGAGGGAAUCACCAUUGAUUACCGCCUUCUGGGACUCUGGGAAGAAAGACGAUGGGAUGUUCUCGGGAAGCACAUAGAAACACGAAGAUCUUCAAGGUCAGAGAUUGAGACCAUGGAGUUGAUCGAUAGGACAAGAGAAUUCUUUACCGCGAGGUCCGCGGAUAUUUGUGGUGUCUUAAUUCCUCGACUGAAGGAUGCCCGGCCGUCCCCCUCCUCCAUUGUCAAAACCACAACCGCGACGGAGAACUUGCGUCGUAUUGCUAGAUCUCUUCUGGGUUACAAGCCUAUCUUACUCGUUGGAUUGCCUAACGCAGGAAAGACCACUUUGAUCAAUGACAUCGCUGCCACUAUGGGCCAGGCGGAAACCAUGGUCACCUUGCAUCUGAACGAACAGACAGAUGCCAAGAGUCUGCUCGGCAUGUAUGCCACCUCGUCUGCAACAGGCUCCUUCUCGUGGCAGCCUGGUGUGUUGACGAAGGCCGCGAGAGAAGGCCGUUGGUUAUUAAUUGAGGAUCUUGAUCGCGCUCCCUCUGAAGUAAUUGGUCUUAUUCUUCCCAUCAUCGAGAGGGGGAGUUGA
Penicillium maclennaniae is the source of this 1182-nucleotide messenger RNA. RefSeq lists its product as uncharacterized. Gene Ontology annotation, molecular function: ATP binding; ATP hydrolysis activity. The transcript has a single exon. The record is from RefSeq and is a predicted model, not a curated record. Lineage: Eukaryota; Fungi; Ascomycota; Eurotiomycetes; Eurotiales; Aspergillaceae. Gene Ontology annotation, cellular component: preribosome, large subunit precursor. Gene Ontology annotation, biological process: ribosomal large subunit assembly; rRNA processing. Bases 1 to 1182 code for a protein of 393 amino acids.